CUGUUGUCUACUUGUUAGUAAGAACUAAGAAGCUUUGUUUUUUUUUUUUUUGGUUCAAAGUAAAAGCUUUGUUUGUAUGAGUUUUGCAUUUGAUGGCGGUCGUCGUCGUCUCCGUUCAUCGUCCUUAUGCAACCCACUUAAUCUCUGAAAACCCUAAUCCUCCUAAAAUUCACUUGAAAUUCAGUACGUCUCGCUUGAGCUUUCAUCAUCUUUCUCAUACGAACAAGCAUCAGCUCCGUUGCUUAUCCGCGAAAUCAACGCCUUCGAGUCCAGACCCUGAAUCUCCUAAAGAUGGGGAAGAGCAGGAGAGUGUGGGAGUCAAAGUAGCUUUAGCAAUGCUGAGAUUCUACAAGAGGGAGAUAUCGCCGGUGUUACCUAGAAGCUGCCGUUACGUUCCAACUUGCAGUGAGUACUCUAUGGAAGCUUACAAAAGAUAUGGAGUUCUCAAAGGCACUGUUCUCACCACAUGGCGUCUCUGCCGCUGCAAUCCUUUUGGUGGGUCUGGAUACGAUCCUCCAAGAUGGUUUGGUGAGGGUUUGAUCAUGCCCCAAGAAGAAGAAGAAGAAGAUGGCUAUGGCAACGAGAAUGAAAGAGAGAUUUGAUUUAAAUAUAAAAGAACAAUAAAAGUUUGUAAAACUACUACUAGAGAAAGUAAAGAAAGCUGAGAAUAAGAAUUACAACAUCUGUUACCAAAAGAUUUUGAUCUUU
Raphanus sativus (radish) is the source of this 708-nucleotide messenger RNA. Its product is annotated as UPF0161 protein At3g09310. NCBI's taxonomy places the organism in Eukaryota, Viridiplantae, Streptophyta, Magnoliopsida, Brassicales, Brassicaceae. Bases 93 to 602 code for a protein of 169 amino acids. The record is from RefSeq and is a predicted model, not a curated record. The transcript has 4 exons.